This is a messenger RNA of Chaetura pelagica (chimney swift), 342 nucleotides long. It is a transcript of the gene VMA12, whose product is annotated as transmembrane protein 199. The annotation marks the transcript as partial. Gene Ontology annotation, biological process: vacuolar proton-transporting V-type ATPase complex assembly. NCBI's taxonomy places the organism in Eukaryota, Metazoa, Chordata, Aves, Apodiformes, Apodidae. The record is from RefSeq and is a predicted model, not a curated record. The transcript has 4 exons. Gene Ontology annotation, cellular component: endomembrane system.
CACCAGAACCCCGAGCUGGUGGCCCGACUGGAGCGGAUCAAAGCCAAGCUGGCCAACGAGGAGUACCGGCGGAUGACCCGCAACAUCACGGGCCAGGAGAGGAACGGGACACUGGCUGAGUUUGGAAGGGAAGUUCGCUCCGUUAGAGCUGUUGUCAUCACCGUGUUCAACUUCCUGGUGACAGUGGUGGCCUCCUUCGCCUGUGCCUACCUGGGCAGCCAGUACAUCUUUGCCGAGACAGCACCGCGUGUCCUCUCAGCUGUCAUCGUGGCCUCGGUGGUUGGCCUGGCCGAGCUGUAUGUCAUGGUGCGGACCCUGGAGGGGGACCUUGGGAAGCUGUGA